Molecule: messenger RNA, 4671 nt
Organism: Mya arenaria
Lineage: Eukaryota; Metazoa; Mollusca; Bivalvia; Myida; Myidae
Exons: 7
Coding region: 2198-3289 (363 amino acids)
Source: RefSeq, a predicted model, not a curated record
GUACAUUAUAGGUUAUUGCUAAACAUAGAAAAAUGAUAUGUAUGCAACUUGGUGUGUAGGUAUAUUAAGUGAAGACUUAGCCUUGGAUUGCUCUCUUGGGUUGGUGGGAACAAGAUCAAGGUCUUUAUUACUUAAAAUAUGACUACGUGUUGUCUCUAGGUAUUAAUUAAUUUAGUUUUGAAUAAAUACAGUAUUAUUGAGUGUGUAUUAAUAUUUUUUUAAUUUAAUUUAUUUACUAAAAAAGAACAUUGCGUGCGAUUGAUCACUGGAUUAAUGUAAACCAAUCAACAUUCCAGCCAGUCCAGUCGAUGUAUUGUCCUGGUGUUUUUAUGUAUCAACUGUUUAAAUGUCAUUUUCCCUAAACAGUUAGUAACAUUUAAACAGUAAGUUACAUUUCCGGAUUAUUUAGAAUGUUGUUUAUCGUCAAAUCAGUUGAUAUAUCUACAUUAAAUUCAAUUAAAGGCUGAACUUAAGUUGAGACUGAAUGCAUUACGAAGCGGAUUUGACAAAUAAUACGCACAUGAUUCUGCAGUGACUGUAAUGUAAAAAAGCCCAUCAAAUAACCGUUUUAAAGAAAGUUCUUUUUAUGAUUUUAAUCAAUGCAUAAAGGAUGCCGUUUCAUUAAAGAACUAAGUCGAUUUUAGUCGUAAUUUGAAAUUAUCCUAAUGUCAGAUUAUACCUUGUUUUCGCCACUUUUUUGAGUGAAUUGAAUUGAACAAGUAUUAGUGGUCAACAAUUUAUUUUGUUCAAUGGAAUAGGUGAUAAAAGUUUGUGUCAGUGUCAGAUCGUAAUACAUUUUUGUAAUUAUAUUUUACCGAGUAAGCUAUAUUUCACGAGUGGCGAGGCCUGAAGUGAAAUAUUUACUUUAGGUGUCCACGAGGUGAAAUAUAUAUUGCGACCUUACACUGAAAGCAACACUUUUCCCUCUAAUUAUAUGCCUAAACUAGUAAAAGGGAUAUAAAAUGACAUUUUUUUGUAGUUAUUCAGAAAAGUGCGACAAAUUGUAUGCGAACGCAACGUCAUUUCGUAGAUGACGUCAUUGGAAAAUUGUCCCAGCCCCGUGCGCACUGACGUUUGAUUUUGAAGUGAGAGUGGGCUAUAAUUUCAAAACAGUGAACAAUAUCGAAAUGUUAUUUCUCUGUUUGAAACAGUGAAAUGUCAUUUUCGUUUCACUAGUAAGCCGUAUAAAUCACCGGAAAGCAUAUAUUCUUGUAUAAUAAUAAAAGGCAGUUUUUCUCAUGUUUUCCAAUACAUUUUUCGAGUAAAUCAGUUUUCUUUAUUGAAAUCAGUUAAAGGGAUAUAUAUAUUAACAGUGGAUGGCCUAUUAAGUAGUAAGUUUACACACUGAAAUGUAGACCACUACAAAAGUCAAGAUUGGUUUAUAAUUAUAUGUACUUACACAAAAAUAAAUGGUUAAUCGUCUUACACAAAACUAAAUGGUAAUCGUCUGCGUCGAAUAAAAAAUCAGUUGCCAUUUGUGAUGUUUAUACAAUUUUAACAUUAUUUUCGUUACGAAGAAACUCGAAAAUUCAUACUUCCAUGUGGCGUAUUAUCUGGGAGACAAACACACUAUUAAAUUGAAUGUUCAGACUCAUCUAAAACCCUUAAAACCCUGUGAACAAGUCAAACAUGUUUUACUGGUUGGUCGGUAAUAAAGGUUGCAGUGACUGGCUCUUGUUAAAUGCGCACAUAUAGGUCGAUGCAAAAACUAUAUGUUUAAUUAUAAUGCAUAAUCAUGUUUAAAUCAUUUGUUUGAAUUGUUUAAAUAUUGGCAACAUUUUGCACUUUUUGCUGGGGACUUUGUGGCUUCGUAGCUAUAAUUAAUAAAAUAGUUUAUUAUUUUUAAGGCUAAUCUUUUUGUUUUCGUACACACAUCAUGCAGUACGCUUUUUGUUUUUAUCAUUUAAGUCAAAUGAGUUAAACAUAUUAAUGCAUAAAAAACGAAAUUAUUAUUUUGUUUCACCAACAUAUAUGGUGCGCCUUUAUUUUUCAAAUAGCCGUAUUGCUUUAUGACUAUCAUAUCAACCAAUCUAGAUCUUGUAACACGACAUUGACCUCUGUAGGCUAGAUUGUAUGACAAUUGAAGCAUUGUUCGUUAUAGUUAGAAAUUGAUAUGAAAGGAAUUAAAUACUAAACAUGUCACAAAGACAGUCUUAAAUUGGCAGAAUAUUUCAACGAUAACUUUCUGACCACUACGAUGAUUUCCGUACAUGGAUAUAUCCUGUUGUCUUUUUUGCUGCUGCUGAUGGCUAAUGGGAUGAUCGUCUGUGAACGGGGGGUCCGGGCGCCUCGUCAAAAGUACGCCAUGUAUGUGUGGACGGAUGGUUUCGACAAGGGAGUCAGCGGAUGUGGUCUAUCAGAGUUCCUCGCCUGGGACUCCCGAGGCCCGUGUUUCACGCACACAUGGAACACGGCAGAGAAGCGCGCCUGGCUGUGGAACACGUGCAACCUGCCGGGGCGGGAAGUAUCCGCCAUCUUUGUAAGCGACGUCCACCACAACUUGAAGCGAGCCAAGGAGACAGGGGACUGCUCCAGUGCCGAUAUUUCUACUGUCAGACUAAUGUUGUCUGAGGGACACAGUCAGGUCCCAAACCUGAAGAUCUACGGUUUAUACGCAGUAAGCGACCUGGCCGUGUCCGAGAGGAGUCUUGUCCAGUAUAUCGUCCACUACAACGACCACUGUGCAAGAAAUCCUAAUGAGCGUUUCGAUGGCGUUGCCGUGAACAACGAAGCUUAUGCCGGAAUCAAGUGUAAGUCUGAUGCCGAGAGAACACAAUACCUUCACGCCCUGGCUGAGAUCACUCUUGAGGCGGGAAAACAGACAAACGGUCGCCUGCUUACACACUACUCCAUGGGCUGGCAUUGGGGCAUAUGCGACGGCGCACCCAGUGACAUCACGUGGCGGGGAAAUACAUAUAACGCUAACCACCACAUGAUUGAUAUAUUCGACAGUACUGAUGUCCAGGUGGGCUACAUCAUCCACCCGCAGAUAGCCGACCGGAUGCGGCACGCCGGCUAUGAUCAUGCCCUGGCGGCCGGCAAACCCAUCUACACCACCGUCUACACUAACCGCGCGACAUCCCUCUGUCAGACCUCUUUCUUCCCGGACAACACGUGUCACGUCCACGGGCACAGUGAGGCCGCCAUGUUUGAGAGGUUUGACGACUUCUCCAAUAACGGCAUUGCGCAUGCGCUACCCUGCAUCCACUACUUCCGUGGGAUAUAUUCCGCUGGGGCUCACCCUGACUGGCCAUCGCAUCACUCAGGGCAUUCUCCGAUAAUUGGUUGAAUCAACGUUCGGGUGCAAGUAUUGGCAUAGUAUGCAAAGCCGAAUAGAAAACUGCAAUAAAUUAAUGAUGUAUCACAAUGGUUGUUUUGAUUGAUAUACCUUUACAACAAAAUAAACAUAUGGUAAACACUGGUGGCUGACGAUGUCAAACCGCGAGCCGUUUCGUUACGAAGACAGAAUCUUAUGUGCAGCUACUAUGACUUUACAUUUGAGAACAUAAAAGACACCGUGUGUCAUUGUGUUGAGGAUCACCCGGCAGAAAAGGUGUCCUACAUGUGGAAGUCGAUUGACGGGAGGAGUAAUCGCCAAAGGACAUACAAUGUAUUGGGGUCUAAUGUUACCGGCAAAGAAAUCAGUUUUGACCCCCAAUCUGGGAAAAUGAUAGUACCUACCGAAUCUACAGCCAGCGACAGCCCAGUUCGAAAACUACACAAAAUCAACACACCAUCAAAAUCAAUUCAACGUCAAUUAUAUUCACAAUUAGAAGUCGACCAAGAACAUGUCGAAGACUUAUCUUCAACUGAGGCAACAAAUUCAGUUGCUGAUUUAUCAGAACUGUUGGACACCACAGUGUUAUAUUCGGAUUCAGAGCCCGACAUUGAGGAGUAUGAACGAAUGGAAAAUGCAAAUGACAUCCCUGAUGCCGUAAUGGCGGACACACAAACUGUUCAAAUGGUAGUUCAUCAACUUAAAACGUUAUUGCCAUCUGUUACCACUCAUUUAGUCGAUUGUGGUCGUUUACACGAUGGAUGAAUUUCUUUCAUUUGAUUGAAGAAAAUGCAGAUUGUCUACAGCCAAGCUCAGUGAUGAUUUACGAGUGUAUAAGGCCGAAGCAUCAAAUCGAUGUUGAAAUAAAUCAAAAGGAAUUAUGAUUAACUUGGAUUUAAUUACAUAAUUAAAGACCUAUACAUCAAAAGAUGUAUGCUUAAUCAAUGCAAAAAGUUACCAAGACGAAUGCUUUUAAGUGAAACUUAAACAGACGAGAAUGAAUCAUCUUUCCCUAAUGUUAAACACAACAAAUUAAAUUAUAUUAAAGAUCAGCACACAUGUAUAAUUAUCUAAUGGCUGCAGAAGAAAACCUAGGCAUAUUCUGUUGAUGUCUUCAAUAGAAAACACAUACACCUUCAGUUGAAAACCCAUACCUAAUGCGGUGACUUCGAGAGAAAACCCAUACUCAUUUCUUAUCAACACGACCGAGUAUUAAAGGCAACUUUUGUAAAAAUAGAGGCAUAAAAUCAAAUGAAGAACAUGUACAGUCCAAAAAUAUGUUGAACUCGUUUUCAAAAGCUGAAAGUUUAAGCAAAAUAAUAACAUUUAAUAACGGAUGCUUGUGUUUAUCAUGAAUUUGCUGUAUAAAACCACACAUUAAAAAAGAAACUGUC